AUGUGGCGAUAUCCUACAGCCGUGGAAACCGGCGUCAAAACCAGGGGAGACAUUCUAGGUAAGAGACGCUAUCUGUGUGAUGAGUGUGGAAAAGAUUUCUCCAGUUUCCCAACCUUCUGGAAACAUCUAAGAACUCAUCGGCGUGACUGCAAGGAGUGUUGCAAGACCUUCAGUCGUUAUUCAUCGCUCAUUUUACGUAAAAAGGUUCGUAAUAGAAGUAAGCCAUAUGAAUGUAAGGACCGUGGGAAAGCCUUCAGUGAUGCCGCCUCCUUCACGAACCACGUGAGAAUCCACAGUGGAGAGAUGCGCUACGAAUGUAAGGAGUGUGGGAAAUCUUUUAGGUGUUCUUCAUACCUCACCACACACAUGCGAAUCCACAGUGGAGAGAGGCCUUACGAGUGCCAAGAAUGUGGGAAAAUCUUUAUCAAUUACUCAGCCCUCACUAAGCACGUAAGAACUCACAAGGGCGAGAUGCCUUACAAGUGUGUGGAAUGUGGCAAAGUCUUCAGUCGAGCCGCAAACCUCAAUGUGCACAGAAGAAUUCACAGCGGAGAGAGACCUCAUGAAUGUAAGGUAUGUCAGAAAACCUUUGGCCGUUCCUCACACCUCUCUACACACAUGCGAACUCACAGUGGAGAGAAGCCCUAUGAAUGUAAGGAGUGUGGGAAGACCUUUAGUCAAACCUCAUCGCUCACUUCACACAUCAGAACCCACACUGGAGAGAAACCGUACAAAUGUAAGGACUGUGGCAAAGCCUUCCGCUCUUCCUACCUCACUACACACAGAAGAAUCCACAGUGGAGAGAAACCAUCCGAAUGUAAGGAGUGUGGGAAAUCUUUUAGAUGUUCCUCAAACCUCACCACACACAUGCGAAUCCACAGUGGAGAGAGGCCUUACGAGUGCCAAGAAUGUGGGAAAAUCUUUAUUGAUUACUCAGCCCUCACUAAGCACGUAAGAACUCAUAGUGGCGAGAUGCCUUACAAGUGUGUGGAAUGUGGCAAAGUCUUCAGUCGAGCCUUAAACCUCAACGUGCACAGAAGAAUUCACAGUGGAGAGAGACCUCAUGAAUGUAAGGUAUGUGAGAAAACCUUUGGCCGUUCCUCACAGCUCACUUCACACAUGCGAACUCACAGUGGAGAGAAGCCCUAUGAAUGUAAGGAGUGUGGGAAGACCUUUCGUCAAAACUCAACCCUCACUUCGCACAUCAGAACCCACACUGGAGAGAAACCGUACAAAUGUAAGGACUGUGGCAAAGCCUUUCGCUUUUCCUCGGUCCUCAAGUACCACGUGAGAUUCCACAGUGGAGAAAUGCCAUAUCCAUGUAAGGAUUGUGGGAAAGCCUUCAGGAAAUCCUCAGACCUCACUACACACAGAAGAAUCCACAGCGAAGAGAAACCGUACGAAUGUAAGGAGUGUGGGAAAGCCUUCAGACAACCCUCAUACCUCACUAAACACAGAAGACUGCACAACGGAGAGAAACCGUACGAAUGUAAGGAGUGUGGGAAGACCUUCGGUCAAACCUCAGCCCUCACUACACACAUCAGAACCCACACUGGAGAGAAACCGUAUGAAUGUAAGGACUGUGGGAAAGCCUUCCACUGCUCCUCGGCCUCAAGCCUCAAUACACACACAAGAAUUCACAGCGGAGAGAAACCAUACAAAUGUAAGGAGUGUGGGAAAUCUUUUAGGUGUUCCUCAAAUAUCACCAAACACAUGCGAAUCCACAGUGGAGAGAGGCCUUACGAGUGCCAAGAAUGUGGGAAAGCCUUUAUCAGUUCCUCAGCCCUCACUAAGCAUGUAAGAAUUCACAGUGGCGAAAUGCCUUACGAGUGUGUGGAAUGCGGCAAAGUCUUCAGGCGAUCCUCAAACCUCAGCAGGCACAGAAGAAUCCACAGCGGAGAGAGACCUUACGCAUUUUAG
Molecule: messenger RNA, 1920 nt
Organism: Chrysochloris asiatica (Cape golden mole)
Lineage: Eukaryota; Metazoa; Chordata; Mammalia; Afrosoricida; Chrysochloridae
Product: zinc finger protein 91-like
Exons: 4
Coding region: 1-1920 (639 amino acids)
Biological process (GO): negative regulation of transcription by RNA polymerase II
Molecular function (GO): DNA-binding transcription repressor activity, RNA polymerase II-specific
Source: RefSeq, a predicted model, not a curated record